AUGCAAACCCUCGUCCUCCCCGACGUCAUGGCCGUGGCGGCGGCGACGUCCGACGUGCCCUCGCGCACGCAACCUCUGCCCCGCCGCGUCUCAGUGUCGAUGGCGCGGGCGCCACGGCGGGAGUCGGACCCGAAGAAGCGGGUGGUGAUCACGGGGAUGGGCGUGGUGUCGGUGUUCGGCAACGACGUGGGCGCGUACUAUGACCGCCUCCUCGCCGGGAGCGGCGGUGCCGGCCCCAUCGACCGCUUCGACGCCUCCGGGUUCUCCACCCGCUUCGCCGCCCAGAUCCGCGGUUUCUCCUGCGAGGGCCACAUUGACGACGAGAGCGACCGCCGCCUCGACGAUUGCCAGCGCUACGCCCUCGUCGCCGCCAGGAAGGCCCUCGCGUCCGUCGGGCUCGCCCUCGGCUCCAGAGCAAUGUACAAGAUCGACAAGGAACGCGCCGGCGUGGUCGUGGGCUCCGGCAACGGCGGUGCGACGACAUUCUCGGCCGGGGUGGAGGACUUCGUGAGGAAGGGGCCGAGGGGAGUCUCCCCCUGCACCAUCCCGUUCGCGAUGCCCAACGCGGUGUCGGCGCUGGUCUCCGUCGACGCCGGGAUCGGCUUCCUCGGCCCCAACUACUCCAUCUCCACGGCCUGCGCCACGUCCAACCACUGCCUCCACAGCGCCGCGGACCAGAUCCGGCUAGGCCGCUCCGACGUCAUGGGCGGCGCGGAGGCCGCCGUCGCGCCCGUCUGCCUCGGCGGGUUCGUGGCCCUGCGGGCGCUGUCGCGGCGGAACGGCGACCCCGGCGCGGCGUCCCGGCCGUGGGACAGGGACCGCGACGGCUUCGUCUUGGGCGAAGGCGCCGGGGUACUGGUGAACUACGUGAACGCUCAUGCGACCUCCUCGCUUGCCGGGGACCUGGCAGAGGUGAAGGCACUGAAGCAGGUGUUCAAGAACCCGUCCCAGAUCAAAAUGAACGCGACCAAGUCCAUGAUCGGGCAUUGCCUUGGCGCGGCCGGCGGGCUAGAAGCCAUUGCUACCGUCGAAGAACCACCGGCUGGGUGCAUCCGACCAUAA
Molecule: messenger RNA, 1062 nt
Organism: Miscanthus lutarioriparius
Lineage: Eukaryota; Viridiplantae; Streptophyta; Magnoliopsida; Poales; Poaceae
Source: the annotation of a GenBank genome assembly